UCUCGGGGGAAACACCGGACCGUUCGCCGCUCCGCGUACCCUUUAAUUACGUUAGUUGACGAUCCGCACGUAAAUACCGGGAUUUAUAUUUUUACCAAGACACUUAAUUUUUAAAAUUUUUAUCGAACCCGUUGUCGGAUCGCAAGUGUUCGAGAAUUAUUCAUAAAUUCAUCACCCUGUGUCAAAGUCGAGCCAAUUUCUGUGUGUGCCUGUAUGCAGCAGUGACUAUACGGAGAGACCUUCGUUCGCGUUUAUUACCGAAGUGAAAGAACCAACGAAUCUUUCACAGUCAUUCAUGUGUGAUACAUGCACACCGAUUUAACCGCCGGCAUCGCGCGGUGACACAAAGGAACGGGGACAACAGGGGUGAAAAGGAUACGCUGCAAGGAUACUGCAUUAUACUUUUUAUCCACCCACAAGCUGCUCAACGCCAUCAGAUCAUACGGAAAAUGAGAUGAGCUGGAUGCAGUGUGGACAGUAUUGCAAGUCAAUCAGAGUGGACGAUAUACAAAAAUAAAAUAGAAACAGUAUAAAACAGCUGUUUCGUAAAAACGUAUAUCUAUAAUACGUUUACAGUUGAUAAAAUAUACGAAUAAAUAAAGAAAUAUAUAUUAUGGAGCUGGUAUUGUCGCCCGGUAGAAUCGGAGGGGGAGAAAAGAAUGGUUCUCCUUUUCAAAAUGAGGAGGUACGAGAGUGGUCGCAUGUCGAUCGUCUCACUGGGAUGCUUGAGCAUGCCAGAAUAGAGACAGGUCGAUGGCAAACGCGUCAUCAAGGAUCUGCCCAGGCCUACGGGAAGGUAAUCGAUUCACGAGAGCGCAAUUCGGCGGAUGGAAAUGUCGUCCAAAAAGCACGAAGACAAGUCGAGGUAUUUCAGAGCCAAGGGGUGAGUGGCAGGUCUGUUCAAGUUGUCAGAGCUUCUCAGUGGUCCUCCUCUAGGAUAACAGAUUCCACAUCGAGUAGCCCUGUGUCUGUAUCAAUGACCGAGUCGCAGUCCUCACUGAGAAACGGAAACGACGAAAUAGUUCCAGGUGGUAAAUCACUGUUUAGAAGAGUACAGCAGUGCGACGAUGACCAAAGUUUGACCAAACUAUCUCAAGUUUCGCGACUGUGUCGUCAGAUAAACACUGAGACCGGUGUUGGCAGCUUCGGAAACCUGCGAGGAAAACAGUCACCCCAUGUUUCUCCCCUUCUCGGCAAUAGAUUUAGGAAUCUACACCACGAUUUCAGUUACAGGGAAUACGAUGGGAACGUUUCGAACUUGGUGGUAACGAAUAGUCCGAAAAAAAGCACCUCGAACGAAGACCUGACUAAGUCUGUUGAUAAUGCAAACGCGAGGUUGAAAUUUAACCGGGAUUGCAAGGCUCGACGUUCUCUGCAAAUACAGAAAUCAUCCGAGGUAACUACGAGUAGCAUCGUUAAAGCGGAGGAUCCCGUUAUUGAAAUUCCGUUGCAUUUCAAUUCGUACGAAAAUAAUGAGACUCGUACUAUGAACGGCGGAGUUCAGGUUAACGAAUUUGGCGAUAAAGAUCUCGCGUCAUCCGAUAAAGACGUUAGAAAUGUGGCGAAAAAUGGGGAUAGGAAAAAAUUGAAGUCGUACGUGCUGGGAAUGCAGGAUGAGUCUGAUUCAGAUUCAAGCUUGACGGUUGAGAGCAAAUACCUGAGGAAUGGGGAGCGCCUGUUUAACGGCGUUGCUAAAACGGGGGAAGAAAAUUGUGUGAAUAAGGAGGUUGGGAAAUGCCAGUAUUUGAAACCGACUCCGAUUCUGUUGAAGCCCGUAAAAUCGGUUCAAUUAACCUCAACUACAGGCAUGAUUGCCAAGGCUAACACGACCGUCGUUCACCUGAACAACGCCAAAGCAUUUCCUGACCCAGAAACUGACCAAUCAAAGGUUGACGAAACCGCGGGAAAGCUGCAGUCGGAUAAGACGAGCGUAAACGGAAACGACGAAUCGAACGCUGCGACGAUAUCGAGGUCUGUGAAAAGAGUAGGAUUCUGCAAGACUGAGGUACACUUCGCCGCAGAGUCUGGAAAGGUGAAUAUAGUUGAAACCGAUUGCAAACCUCCGCCAUCUAAUAGAUAUAGACGAAGAAGGCGAAGCAAUAUCGUCGUCGGUUUGCCUGCUACGAAUAAAAAUUUACCGCUUAUUCAUUUCGGCGAUACCACCUACGAGAAAUAUAUUUUUGGUCAAUCGAACGGCUCGAUUAAAACCGAGUUUAAAAACGGUGCAGUUGACAAAUUUCUCGAUAAUCAGCCGGAAGCGUCUGCGGUUCUUAGGGACGAACAAAGAUUGCAGAUUCCAGAUUCAGACGACUUGCCGAUCAAAGACGGAUGGAGCGCUAGGCUUAAAACUAUACUGCAAUCCGAGCCUGCCACUAUUGAUCAAAAUGACGAUUUGAAUGCUCACGCUAAUUUCGAUGGUAUUGACGAGACGAUAGCCGUUGAUCAUACGUUCAAGGGACACACGACUACGGUUAAUCUCGGUGCUAAUGGGCUCUCAAAACUCAUGCAGAAGCAUGCGAAUGAAGAUCGAAUGAAAAUUGAGGAAUCCUCUAACGAAGGGAAAGACAAUCAACUGCAGUAUAGUUCUGGGAGCGAACAAGCCGACGAAGAAGUUCGAUCUUACAUGCUUGGAUCUCAAAUACAUCACAAGCUCCACGUCCAGCAUAAGAAAUUUUUACAUUCAAUUGCAAUGGAAAAGUCGAGGAACGUUCGCAAUUCCAAGGAACUCCACUUAGGUCCGAGUACAGUGAAUGAAAGGAAGGAUAUUAAUUGCAUAGACGUCAUAGACCAAAAUAUCGUCAGUGUAUCGUCGAUUGACGAAGACGAUUUGGAAACUGGUAACUCUGGCCUACCGGUGGAAGAAAUAUUCUUCGAAUCUAACGGCACCGUGGAAAAAAAUCACGUGCAAGGCACGAUAUUGAAUGAGAGAAAUGUGAUAACUUCGGAUAACGAAAAUAAUAAAGUUUUGUUGAAUAUCGUUACGACACACGAGCCUGUCAUCGCUAGAGUAGAAGAAAGCCAUUCUGUAGAGACAAGGAGAGAGUUAUUUGCUGGUAAAAAAUUGCAUUCCCAUUCCGAAAAUGUGGAAGAAAACAGAAAUAAUGCGGGGGAAUCAAGUCGCGUUAGCAAGUCUUUUUCGACGAGGAUACGGAAGACUAGCACUAAACAUAAAACCAAAGAACACUGUGAUAAUGCAUUAAAAAAAGAAGUGGAAACAGGCUGCUGUUUGAAGAAUGAUACAAACACGACUGAUCCUACUUACGUGAAUGUGUUCGAAAGAAAGAAGGAGAAAAGCAUUCCGAUAUACGAAAAUUGUUAUGUAAACAAUCGUAAGAGAAAUUUAAAUGAUAAGAAGUAUUCGAAAAAUAUGAUAUCUGGCGAUAUUCAGUCUCUUGCAGAGUUAAAAACUGUUACAGAUAAUUUGACUCAGUCCACGAACGGCGAUUGCGACUCUGAAUCGGCAAGUUUGUCGAAUACUGAUUGUGAGGAUGAAAAUUUCACGCCGUCUUCCAGAGCUAGAGACGCUGAUGCUAAACUGGCAACGAUAUCCGAAAAUACGAACUCUGGCAAGGUAAAUAAUCGCGAAAGCCAUAAAGUCAAACAGAGCAGAAUAAAAAGCAAAAGGGCAGCUAGACCGCCAUCGUCUGUGUCUAGCAUUGAAAGCGUUCACCGAAUUUCCGUUAGCGAAAAUACAAAUGUUUCUGAAGUUAAAUCAUUACACUCUAAAUCUACUCGGUCAAGCAGGCUACGCAGUAGAAAUAAUCAGGAGAAAAUACCGGCUAAGGAAUCCGCCGAAAGAUAUUCCUCGGACGACAAGAAAAAUAAUACGAUCGAACGAACAUCGAACUCAAAAAUAUCUCGUUCUAAUCACGCAAUUAAUAACAUUACGAAAGCAAGCUACGAUCAGACUGGGAAUAAUUUGAAUGCUAGUAUAAGAUCGAAAAAACCGAUCGAAAUUGUUUAUGAAACCGCUGUAUUUAACAUGAAGAAUGAAAAGCUUGCUAAAUCAUCGAGGGCCAAAGAAUCUAAGACCCCUCGAUACAUCAAUGAUCUCAUAUGUGGAAGUAAACCGAAACGUUCGAACGAUAUGAAACACGUUAAAGGAGCAGCUCUGUGUCAACAACGUGUACAUCAUAAAAGCGUAUCCCCAACAAAUAGACACUGGAAAUGAAGUAACAAACGGCUGUAAAAGCACAAAUUAAUGAAAAAGUUCCUUUGAUUUUAAGACAAUAUCGAAUACUCUAACAAUCGCGUUGAUAAUAUUCUCUCGAUAUUAAAGUUGAAAAACAAUAAUAUUAAAAUAAAGCUAAUAUUUUAUUUAAUAGCAAAAUAAUAGUUCCUUAUUUAAGAAUGCUAGCUUCAUAUGAUAAAGCUUAAAUACAACAAUGUUAAUUUGUUUUACAUGUUAAGUCGCGAUUUUCUUUUGUAACCCAGGCGUCACUCUUGACAUUAAUUUUAUUUAUUUUUUUAAUUUUAUUUUACUUUUUUUUGUCAUUUUUGUAGCAAUGAUAGAGCUCUCUCUUUCUUUUGCAAGAUACGCGUCUUAUUCUAGCCAUUUUUUCUCAACUAUAUUUAGUGGUAUACCGCAGUAGUAAGGAAGCGGUUAAUUACGUCGGAUAUAUUCUAUGAAAGUAUUGAAUGUAAUAAUUGUUUGAACGUUUGUUCAGUCUUAGCUUAAUACCUUUCGAUGCAUCGACAAAUUGUUGAAAGCAGUUAGAAAAUUGAUCCUAAUAUUUAUAAAUACGUACAUACUAAUUUAUUAUAAUCAUCCUCAUAACUCAAUCAUCUUUUUACUAAUACAGAACGUAAAAAAACAACAGCAAUAAAGAAUUAAAAAAAAUUGAUCAUCACAAACGAGUUCGUCGAAGUUUAUCGAACCUUUAAUACAUUUAUUACAGAUAAAAAUAUCUUGGAAUAAAAUUAAUUUCCUGUGAAUGAUAGGAAGAAACUAGGGAGAGACAUGAGUUUAUCAAUAGAAUUACAAGCUAUAUUUCUUCAAGAAGGCCAAUGAUAUGUAAAAAUACAUAUAUUAUCUAUAUACAAUACUUCAUAAUAUUAUAAUAUUAAGUGCAGCAACCAAGAUAUACAUAUAUUAUACAUAUAUUCAUAUUUGCAAUAUUUGACGUACCAAUUUCAUUUGAUAAAUAUAUAACUGUUCACCAAUUGAUUGAAAAGUGCGAAAAAAUUCCCCAAAUUUUACCAGCAAAAAAAUACGAACUAUAACCAGUAAUAAAUUAGAUUUAUUUUUUAAUUUUCUCACAGUAAGUACAUACUAUAGGUAUGUUUUUUUUCCAAUUUGUUUAUUACAAACACUAAAUCGCAAGAAUUGAAAUAAAUAUCUCUAACAAUGACCAUCAGUGAACAAAUUUCAAUGGUCGUGAACGUAGAAUGUAAUAUAUCUGUUUUCGUACGUACAAAGCCGAUGAACUAUCGUGAUCAUAAAUCGUCAAUAUUGACAUUAAAGGUAUGUUGAAUAUUGAUAGCAUUAAAUUAAUAAAAACAAUCUAGUUUUCACCUUACAUUUACUAACUCUGUCAACACUUUAAAUACAUAGACAAUAAGGGUCUGAUUGCUGAUCACCUCGGCUACUUAGAAUCAGUGGUUUUUCUUUUUUUUUUUUUUUCAUUGUAUAUUUGAAAUUUUCAAUUACCAGAAUGAUAUUUAGGGUUAUAAUAGAAACGGUGGCAGAGUUUAUUUAUGUUUGUAUCGAAGAUCAUAAUCUCGUACACUAGUUUCUUGAUGGAAAAUAUUUCGCUAGUGGAUCGUAAAAUUUUCUUUUCUUUUGUAAAUAAUUUAAAGUAAAAACUAUAGCUUGAGUUUAAAAAAAUUUACGGCGAUCAUUGAAGAUGUGGUCAUAAAAUUGUAAACAAAC
Messenger RNA from Neodiprion fabricii, 5872 nucleotides. RefSeq lists its product as uncharacterized. Bases 614 to 4171 code for a protein of 1185 amino acids. The record is from RefSeq and is a predicted model, not a curated record. NCBI's taxonomy places the organism in Eukaryota, Metazoa, Arthropoda, Insecta, Hymenoptera, Diprionidae. The transcript has 9 exons.